Messenger RNA from Calidris pugnax (ruff), 2282 nucleotides. It is a transcript of the gene TRAPPC3, whose product is annotated as trafficking protein particle complex 3. The transcript is spliced from 5 exons. Gene Ontology annotation, cellular component: TRAPP complex; cytosol; cis-Golgi network membrane. Gene Ontology annotation, biological process: intra-Golgi vesicle-mediated transport; endoplasmic reticulum to Golgi vesicle-mediated transport. Bases 301 to 813 code for a protein of 170 amino acids. Lineage: Eukaryota; Metazoa; Chordata; Aves; Charadriiformes; Scolopacidae. The record is from RefSeq and is a predicted model, not a curated record.
AAUUCUUUAGAUUAAAAUCGGACAAAAAUUCCAAGGAGCCUGACUGGUCCUUUUCGGGUGCUUGCAAUAACAAGGUGGAAUUCCCUGUGUCUUCUAACAAUCCCAUUCUCUAUUGUUUCCCUUUUGGGAGUGGUUCCUCCCUGCGGUUGUUUGUCUUGCUUUGUGUAAUCUUCUGUAGAAUGAAGUGCAAUCAGUGUUGUCACUUAACUCUGAUGUUGUCUCUUUUCCCUUCCUUUCUGCCUGCCUGCUGCUUUCAUUCUCUAGUAUUGGUAUUUGCCAUUCAUUUCACCUUCUGCAUCUAUGCAUCUCAUGAACUCGGAGCUCUUCACGCUGACGUACGGCGCUCUGGUCACCCAGCUGUGCAAGGACUACGAGAACGACGAGGAUGUCAACAAGCAGCUUGAUAAAAUGGGUUACAACAUCGGGGUUCGGUUGAUAGAGGACUUUCUGGCCCGGUCCAAUGUCGGAAGGUGCCACGAUUUCCGUGAAACUGCAGAUGUUAUUGCAAAGAUAGCAUUUAAAAUGUACCUGGGCAUCACUCCGAGCAUCACCAACUGGAGUCCUGGAGGCGACGAGUUCUCCCUGAUCUUGGAGAAUAACCCCUUGGUGGACUUCGUUGAGCUCCCCGACAACCACUCAUCUCUCAUCUACUCCAACCUGCUGUGUGGAGUGCUGCGAGGUGCCCUGGAAAUGGUUCAGAUGGCUGUCGAUGUGAAGUUUGUCCAGGACACGCUGAAGGGUGAUAGUGUCACAGAAAUAAGGAUGAAGUUCAUCAGGCGGAUUGAAGACAAUCUUCCAGCUGGUGAAGAGUGACUCACAGCCCAGUCUGCCCUUGGGACUGGUGGGGACCAGCGGGGUGCGGCCGCUCCUCACAGAUCUGUAGGGAUCUAGUGCCCCUGUACAUUCAGAGUGACUGUUUAAGAUGUAAUUAUAUUCUUCUACUGGUACUUCCACCUUCUGUAGAAGACAGGUGUCUGGUUGCUGUUUAUUUCACAGGUUCAUUCUGAAGCUUUUUCAUAGGUGAUGCCUCUUUCAUAUUUCCCCAGGGACUCUUUCUACGCUCCGUUUCUAAUUGUCACGUUUUGUUGGGUGAGAACUCCUGCUCAGACUGCAGACAAGCUCCCGUCUGUUCAAAUCUGAAUCCAUCUUUUAUUACCAGAAUUGGAGACACAAGCUGUGAGAGCCCACUGAUUCACUGCUACAUGCUGUCAAAAAAAAAAAAAAAGAGAGGAGUUUAAAAUUAAUUCUGAGAUAAGCACGUAGUAUUUCUGUAGAACAAACUGCGUUUGAUUCUGAAGUUACUAGUAAAAUGCAAGCUUGAUAAAAAAGGGUGACUUGGGAGAUGUGUUUGGACACUGGCAUCCAGGGGUUUCCUGUUGUGGGAGAGCAGUGGCAUCACCAGCACUGGGACAUUCGGGAGGUUGGUGUGAAAUGCAGGAAAAAUGCAGUUUGUGUCACCCCCCUGGGGUCUGCAGCGAGUACAGCCCAGGGGUCGUGGGGCAGGUCCAGGGAACAAAACCCCAAAGCUCAGACUAAGGACUGGGUGGUAUUAAAUGUGUUUCAGCAGGUAGAGCCUGCUCCCCCCAUACGGUCUGUAAACACUGUGUGGAGGUGGUGCUGGGGUAUGUCCUGUGUGCUCUCACAGAUGUUUAGGCUACAGCAGAGCUCCCCGUGUUGCUCAGGUUGGCGGGCUCAGGCAGGCUGUGCCGCCUGCUGCUCCUUAAAUAAAUACACAACGUAGUAUUAGAUCUCAAAGAGCAAGAUAGUGGCAAAUCAGCUUCCUCUGCCAACCCGUCCAGCCGGGAAACACAGUUCUGAGGUCACUUUACAAAGCAUGAAGGCACAGACCCACCGAGGUGAUCUGGAGCUUCAGGUUGAUGCUCCCCCUCACUCCCCCGGGAGCUCGGACACCUCCGUAGGCGUGUGCCUGAGUGUAAGGUGAGAGAGAGAGCUCAGAGAGAGCUCCAGCUUGUGCUGCUGCUCGUUUAGGUUCUCCAGAUGAACGCUGGGUCCUCUGGACACUGGCUGGAUCACCCCAUCCCUUUUUUCCUCCCCCGAGUCCCUUUGGUGGGAGGGUUGGGGUGUCCAGCGAAGGGGCAGCUGUCAGAGCAGUUGGAGAACAACCCAGAGGAGCAGCAGCAACUGAUGGGUUUUGGAGGCAGAGGUGCCACCCGGCCGUGUUGCAGAGAUAAAACCAUCUCUUGUUUGCCAUCGUUGACCAUUAUAACUCAUUUUAAGGCUGCAUUUUAAAAGCGAUCGCAUUAAAAGAAUCCCGGUGUCGA